Molecule: messenger RNA, 1855 nt
Organism: Myodes glareolus (Bank vole)
Lineage: Eukaryota; Metazoa; Chordata; Mammalia; Rodentia; Cricetidae
Source: RefSeq, a predicted model, not a curated record
CCUUACAAGGCCCGCAAAGCACCUAAGACACUCAGCCGUCAGCCAUCAUGGACCCCGAGGAUCCCUCUAGUGGGUUCCGGCAUGGCAAGGUGUUAACGUUCAUCAAUGAGCAAAUGUCCAAGCAACCAGAAGGCCCAGCGUUCUACCAAGAGAACCUGUCCCUCUCCUGGGAGGAGGUGGAAGAAAAGCUCCGAGUCCUCCUGGAGGAUAGCGAGAAGCCAAGCCAGGCUCAGGAAGCCUGUGCCUGGGGCGGCCUGGCCCUGGGUGUUCGCUUCGCUUGGAGGCAAGGCCACUUGCAAAGGCGCAGAGUGCAGUGGCUGCACGACUUCGCCUCCCUGCACCGGUCAGCGGCACAUGCCUUGGCCUCUGACCUGAAGAAGCUCACAGACCAGCAAGAGAUGGAGCGCAAAGAGGCGGCCUUCCAGCUUCAGCUGGCCCAUACCAAACUGGCGGAGGUGCAGAGAGAGCGGGACCUGAUGAGACUGAAGCUCCUACACGCAAGAUUUGCCACCCCUGUGAGAAUUCUGAAAGCCUACAGAUUAUGCCAGCACCAGAUGCAAACAAGGACUUCUGUGACUGUACAGCCUCUUAAGAGAAUGCUUCCACAGUGGGCAGAACCGUGGACAGGUCUGAACAGGAAACUCCACUACUCCAAGUCCUCAGGCAGAAGGAAGACUGUACCUGGACCAGACUGAGAUACAACUGGAAGACUCCUGCCUAUCUCUAGAGACUGUGAACCUGGAGAAGCUGUUGUGUCAUGGGACACCUGUAAUAGCAGAAAUGUGACUUUGGGUUGUCUGUUGUUGGUGACAGUACAGUUAUCUUCAGGACUGGAGGCCAGAUUUCCACCCUGAAAUUUUUCGAAUGUCUUUUGGGCUUGUUUAUCUCCCUCUACUUCAGGGUUUCCUAACCUUAUUGCACUUGGCAUCUGGAUUUGGACAGUUCUUUGCUGUGAGGUAAGAGUUCUUGUGCACUGUGAGGCACUCAGCAGAUUCCUAGCCUGUCUGUGUGACCCAUUCCCAACCCUUCAGUUUUGACCACCAAAACUGCCUCUGCAUAGUGCCACAUGUCCACUAGAGGGCAAAAAAAAAACAACCUGCAUUGGGAACCUGACACAAUGAAGUACAUAGCCAUGCAAGCAGGUAAAGACAAGGACAGAGACAAGGACACAGAGGAUGAAGCUGACUGAAAAAUGUCCACUAGGUCUGGUGCUUACGUUGGAUCUUCAAGAAAACUCAGGGUGGUGUGACACCAAACUUCCAGGACUGAGGAGUGAAGGAACUUCUACAACAGUGGUUCUCAGCCUUCCUAAUGCUGAGACCCUUCAUGUUGUAGUGACCUCCAACCAGAAAAUUAUUGCCGUUGCUACUCUAUAACCACAUAAUUUUACUACUCUCAUGAAUUGUAAUGUAAAUAUCUGUGCUUUCCAGUGGUUUUAGGUGACCACUGUAAAGAGGCCAUUUGACCCCCCCAAAGGGGCCGUGACCCACAGUUUGAGAGCCUGUUUUCUACAAGGACUCUAGGUUGCGAAGGGAAAAAGUCAAGUGAGAUUCAUGAUUAAGAGAGGGCUAUUUGUCACUUAGCCAACAUGCUUGGGAAAAAGAUAUUUGGGUAUCAUAGAGUUUUCCUGAGAUAAACAUUCCAUCCUGCAGGAAAGCUCCUUAAGACUCAGGUGUUUUAAAAGAAGACUCAUUAUUAGAAACUUGAGCUAUUAAAUGUAAGAGAAAAAAAUGGUCUUAUGUACUGGAUGGCUGUAUGGGAGGCAUAGCCAAUGGUAUUAAAAGAAAAACAGUACUAUGAAAGGGAUCAUUUUUGUUUUAUGUUAGAAUAAAAGUUUUUUAAAGUUCUUAGGUAU